Molecule: messenger RNA, 596 nt
Organism: Argiope bruennichi
Lineage: Eukaryota; Metazoa; Arthropoda; Arachnida; Araneae; Araneidae
Exons: 3
Coding region: 146-463 (105 amino acids)
Source: RefSeq, a predicted model, not a curated record
UUGCCGCAAGGGACAGGAUGAUAUCAGGUGGCCUCGCUAGUGAUUGGGGGAGGGGCCUCCCCUGACUUUCAUUUUUGUGCCUGAGCCCCUAUAUAAGAGCUGGAGAACUGCUCAGUGGCACAGGACUUCUGAGAAUUCCUACAACAUGAAGUUCUGGAUUGUUCUUUUCUUUGCUCUUCUGGCACUUACCUCCGCCUAUAAAAUGGGUGGAGGCGGAGGUUACGGAGGUGGAGGAUACGGAGGAGGUGGUCACAGAGGAGGUGGAGGAGGUGGUGGAGGCAAAUAUGGAGGUGGUGGAGGAUACGGAGGUGGCGGACACCGAGGAGGUGGAGGCGGUGGAUAUGGAGGAUACAGAGGAGGCGGAGGCGGAGGCAAAUACGGAGGAGGUGGAGGAUACGGAGGAGGUGGCGGACACCGAGGAGGUGGAGGCUACGGUGGAGGUGGUGGCUACAAGAAGGGUUAAAGCCUGAAAAUUUAUUUCAAGUGCUAGUAUUCCAAAACAUCAAGUUUUCUGACACUAUGAGCAAAUGUAAUUCAACAGAGAUAUUCUUUAUCAGUGUCAGCUGUUUUUAAAUAAAACUUCCUAUUUUUUUGUA